AUGGAUUUCCACGUGUUUAUUUUACUAUCAAUAAUACUUUUCUUAUCAUCGGAAUUUUAUUUUGAUUAUGCAGUCAUAAGAUAUUUAAGUGGACCUAUAGCACGCAAAAUAGAAUACACAAAUGAAGAGGCCAGCUUUGAUGAAAAGAAGAUUAAAAAAGUCAUCGACGCAAUUAACAAGUUUGGUGAACGCGAGACAAGUUCGAUUGAAAUUAGAGUGUCUGAUUGUAAUGAUUUCAACGAAUUUGCUACUAAAAUUAUGAAAUUUAAGGAUUUGUUUGAUCCCAUUUAUCAAGAGUCCAUUAGUUUAUUUGAGAAAAUUAAAUCAGUUAAAAUUGAUCCUCGCUGUUUCUCUACAAAUGAUCAUACACAAGGUGGAAUCUGUUUUAAAAAUACUGAAGUACAAAAUUUGGAGAAUCUGAAACUGACUUACAUUGAAUUUGGCAGGAAUGACAAGUUAUUUAAAAAGACAUUUAAUUACUCAAGAAUUUCCCAUAAGUUUGAUGAAUUAUUUAUUAUUGGAACUGUUGAAUCUGGAGAAUUUAAUGAAGAUAAAUUCAACAUAAGCAUUCGUAACGGUGAAUUACAAGUAAUGCACGAUUAUACUCGUCCAGGAUUUUAUAACUUCAAUUUUUCCUCCCUAGAGGAUUUUUCUGGUACGAUCGCCAAUACAUAUGUAACGCAAGCCGUAAAGAUAAACUUGCGAUAUAUUUAUGAUAUGACAUUUAAAUUACCAGUACAAGGAUUCUAUGGAUUAUUGAAUUUACUCGAAGAUGAAAUAAGCACUCCAUUGCUAGUUUAUCCUAAUAAUAUGCUUUAUAAUUGUAUAAUUAUGGAACGAUAUGACGUAUCGGAAUUUCGUAAAAUUACUUUUAAAACUGUGAACACUACUUUAUUUAAACAACGUAAAUAUAAUGUAUUUAACAAAGUCAUGUUUUCUAAAAAAGGUGACUCUUAUGCUAUAGAAUUCAUUGUCACUUUCUACAAUCUAGUUUGGACGGCUAAUUUUUCUACAGAAAUUGGCAACAAAUUAAAUGUAGCUGAUUGCGUGAAAUUCAUAAUGAAGGAUUUGAAAUUAAAUGUCACCUAUAUGCCAAAUAGUAUUCCAGCAUAUAUUGUAGAUGUUUCAGUUCAAGAACCAAUAAAAAUGAAGACAUUCCCAGAGAUGACGUAUUAUUUGAGGUACUUGUAUAUUUUUAAAAAAUAUUUUAAAAAUUGCUUCACCAAAACAAUUACAAACAGCGUGAAAAUGUCUAUUAAAGCAAUCACCAAAGACAAAUCAAUUAUACCGAGAGUAGCAUAUAGAUACGUAACACCCUAA
Messenger RNA from Melanaphis sacchari, 1320 nucleotides. RefSeq lists its product as uncharacterized. The record is from RefSeq and is a predicted model, not a curated record. The coding region runs from base 1 to 1320 and encodes 439 amino acids. The transcript has 2 exons. NCBI's taxonomy places the organism in Eukaryota, Metazoa, Arthropoda, Insecta, Hemiptera, Aphididae.